CAUUAGACGAAGGCCCAAAGGCCCAACUUAAACCAUUGCUCUAUCUUUAUCUUCACCGUACUCUCUCUCCUCCUUCAUCGUUGAAGAGAGUGAAGAUCCUAGAACCCUAAAAAAUCCAAAGGAACCAGAAAAAAAGCAACGAGCUUUAACAUGGACACUGGCGCCACUUACCAGAGAUUCCCAAAGAUAAAGAUCCGCGAGCUCAAAGAUGACUACGCCAAGUUCGAGCUUCGCGACACCGACGUCUCCAUGGCCAACGCUCUCCGCCGCGUCAUGAUCUCCGAAGUCCCCACCGUCGCUAUCGACCUCGUCGAAAUCGAGGUUAACUCCUCCGUCCUCAACGACGAGUUCAUCGCUCAUCGACUAGGUCUCAUCCCUCUCACCAGCGAGAGGGCCAUGAGCAUGCGCUUCUCUCGUGACUGCGAUGCGUGCGAUGGAGAUGGACAGUGCGAGUUCUGCUCCGUUGAGUUUCAUCUUAGGGCUAAAUGUGUUACGGACCAAACCCUAGAUGUUACUAGUAGGGAUCUGUACAGUGCUGAUGCUACUGUUACUCCUGUUGAUUUCGCCGUUGAUUCGUCUGGAGCUGAUUCUGGCGAGCAAAGGGGAAUUAUCAUAGUGAAGCUGCGCCGUGGACAAGAAUUGAAGCUAAGGGCAAUAGCAAGGAAAGGAAUUGGGAAAGAUCACGCCAAAUGGUCUCCUGCGGCUACUGUUACCUUUAUGUAUGAGCCUGAGAUAAUAAUCAAUGAAGAUAUGAUGGACACUUUGACAGACCAGGAAAAGAUUGACUUGAUUGAGAGCAGUCCGACCAAGGUUUUUGACUUUGAUGCUGUCACUAGACAGGUUGUGGUGGUCGAUCCGGAAGCAUACACUUACGAUGAAGAAGUGAUCAAGAAAGCAGAAGCCAUGGGGAAAGAGGGGCUCAUUGAGAUACGUCCCAGAGAUGACAGUUUCAUAUUCACUGUCGAAUCCACAGGUGCAGUGAAGGCUUCGCAGCUGGUACUUAAUGCCAUAGAUCUCCUGAAGCAGAAGCUCGACGCAGUUCGUCUCUCAGAGGAUACUGUUGAAGCUGAUGAUCAGUUUGGUGAACUCGGUGCACAUAUGCGUGGAGGAUGAGCUUGUGGUAAAAACUUGAGCUCCUUAUUUUGCUAGUUUGUUUCGGGAUUUGAGAGCAAUAACUGUAGUGGAACACUCUUGUUAGAUAACAACUUUUGAAGCUCUCUUGUGUACCUGACGUUUGAUCAUCUGGUUGUUAAGUGAAUUCAGACCAAAGUCUACUCUUCCACCAUUUGUUUAGUGAUCUAUCUUAUUAAAACAAAC
This is a messenger RNA of Eruca vesicaria subsp. sativa (arugula), 1317 nucleotides long. NCBI's taxonomy places the organism in Eukaryota, Viridiplantae, Streptophyta, Magnoliopsida, Brassicales, Brassicaceae. The record is from the annotation of a GenBank genome assembly.